GAUGGAGAUGUCAUCGCUGAGAGCUCCCUUCCCACCCACGCUCAGCCUGCCUGGGGAACUCCAGCAGGGAAAAGGGGAAGGGUGAGAGGAAGGAGAGCGGAGGGGAGGAGGCGGGGUCAUCAGGGCUCCGUAUCUCACAGACCAGAAACAGAAGCUGCACCCAGAGAGCAGGCGGACCUGAGGCCCUCGCUCUUGGGUACCUGAGUAGGUAAGAGCUGGGAGGUUGGACCUCAGAAGCUGGAGAAGAGUAUCUGUAUUCUAGGAGGAACUGGGGCCCUGGAAUUCUGCGUCUUCCAGGUUGGAGAGAGCUGGAGGCUCAGAUUCCUGGUUCCUGGGGAGGGAAGGGCUGAGACUUUGGACGUUGAACCCACAAAGCUGGAGGAAGGAAGUUAGGGGCCCCUGAAGCUAAGGUGCUGCCUGCUAGGUUCUGAGGAGACAGGACAUGGCGGUUUAGGGGUAGAGAGCCCCUCAGGAAGUGUGGGUCAGACCCAAGGCCCCAGGCAGCCCUCCAGCGCUCCAGCCCGGACUUUGCCUCUGCCUUGGCCUGCCUGAGCCCCAUCCUGAAUGCCAGCCCUUCUUCCCCAAGCUCACCCAGCCCCAGUCCCAGGACUGAGAGCCCCAGGGAGCUUGGAGAGGUGAGCAUCUCAGGGAGGCCCUGGAGGCUGGGAGCUGCAAGGAGGGCCUGGGAGGACAGGGAGAAACUCCCCAAGCAGGAGAAUGCGUGAGAUAGGGUUGAACACUGCGGGAUAGGUGGGGAAAUUGCCUGGAGUGGAGAGCUGGCCAAUUAGAUCAGACCCCCACCCGUGACUUCUGCCUGAGAGCCAACGGGGGCCUAGUGGUUGGGGCCACAAUCUCAUGCACCUGGGGCCUCCUUGAGGGCUGGUUUUUCAGGUGUGAGAGAGACAGGUGUCCUGCCUCAGCCCCGCUCCUUCACCUGCAGAGCCCGGCAUGUGGGGCUACCUGUCGCUGAUGCCCAUCUUCCUAGCUGUCUGGGCUAUCUCUGGCGUCUGGAUCGUUUUUGCCAUUGCAGUGACCAACAGGACUGUGGACCUCAGCAGAGGCUUUCCCUACAUCAGCAUCUGCGGAUCCUUCCCCCCUCAGAGCUGCAUCUUCAGCCAGGUGCUCAAUAUGGGAGCUGCUCUGGCCGCGUGGAUCUGCAUUAUCCGUUACCACCAGCUCCGGGACUGGGGCGUCGGAAGGUGGCCUAACCAGCUGAUCCUAUGGACGGGUCUUCUCUGUGCCCUGGGCACCUCCGUGGUAGGCAAUUUCCAGGAAAAGAACCAGCGGCCCACGCACUUGGCAGGGGCCUUCCUUGCCUUCAUCUUGGGUAACGUCUACUUCUGGCUGCAGCUCCUCCUGUGGAGGCUGAAGAGCCUGCCCCAGCCCGGGGCUCCCUGGAUUGGGCCACUCCGUCUGGGCCUCUGCAGCUUCUGCACCAUCCUCAUUGUGGCCAUGAUCGUCCUCCACGCCUGCUCGCUGCGCAGCGUCUCUGCGGCCUGCGAGUGGGCGGUGGCCAUGCUGCUGUUCGCGCUCUUCGGUCUCUUCGCCGUUGACUUCUCCUCCCUGGAGAGCUGCACCCUGUGUGUUCAACCGUGGCCCAGCCUCAGCCCCUCGCCGGCCUCCCCCAUCUCCCUGCCGGUCCAGCUGUAGCAGCCACCCUGACCUGGGCCUCGCCCUCACCAGUGAAGCAGGAAAGAUGGGGCCAAUCUCAGUGCCCCGCACGCAGCAAGAUGAGCCACAGGGGAUCUCUCCAACCGGCUGGGGCUGCUGCUCACUGACCUGGAGCCGGAGGAC
Molecule: messenger RNA, 1794 nt
Organism: Rhinopithecus roxellana (golden snub-nosed monkey)
Lineage: Eukaryota; Metazoa; Chordata; Mammalia; Primates; Cercopithecidae
Gene: TMEM150B
Product: transmembrane protein 150B
Exons: 6
Coding region: 949-1650 (233 amino acids)
Source: RefSeq, a predicted model, not a curated record